UUAUUCUAAGUGGAGUUGCUCUGAAUCCGGACCGCUUAAUAUUUUAACCAUUGCAUUGGCGAAUUAGUUGUAGUGGCUCUGUAACCAAUGCAAGCUUGCCUAUGAAAUGCCAUGGAAGGGUACAGAAUGACACUGUAACAGUGCAUACCCCAUUCCAUUAUUCCUCUUAUUUAUUUAUAUAUUUUAUAGCAAGGGAAUUGAUAUCAUCUGUAGCUGAAUUGCAUGUCUUGCCAUGUUGAGAUCAGAGUAUAGAGUUUCUGCUUAUGUAAGAUGGCUAAUCCACUGCUGUUUCAUGAUAUUUAGUCACACUGACUCAGUUUAUUACAGUAAAUUUGCCAGUUGUCCCAUUGAGGUGACAUUUUCUCUGGUUAAAUAGUAAAAUGCAUGCAUGUUUGUAGUUACAGCAAUAGUGAGCAGCCAGGUCUGGCUCAUUGGCUGAAUACAACGUAUAUAAGCAGAUCAGAGCCUUGCACUCUGCUCAUAAGAGGGCCAAGCCAACAAAUGCUGGUGAGACUGAGACUGUGGAGGACUCUCCUCCUCCUGAGAGUUUCAGGCUGGACCACACACCAGUCAACCCUUAUUCAAGCUCCAUAAGGGAGAUGCUGAUGACAUUUGGGACCGCCACUUAUAAAGUUGGCCUUAAGGUGCACCCUAAUGAGCAGGACCCCCGUGUGCCUAUCAUGUGCUGGGGCAGCUGUUCUUGCACCAUCCAGUCUAUAGAGAGAUUAUUGAUAGAUGAGGAGAAGCCUUUGUUUGGAAGUUUACCCUGUAGACAGACUAUUUGAGUUCCCUGGCUCAGUUUGGCUCUGCAUGCUGGACUGUCUCCUCUCACUCCUCUGUGCAAAAUCACUUCAUGCGACUGUUGGCAGUUUCCUUCUGCUUCUGAGUUCAAAGAGCUUUUUCUCAUCCCCAUCCUGGAUCGCCCCUACAGCUGCCUGUUUGGUACAUUCCUCUACAGCAGUGAGCAGGAGAGAAUGGAAAAGGAAGUACAGGGUAAAACAGUCACUGUGGUCCUACAUUAACAGUCAGCCGGAGGACUUCACUAACCCGUUCUAUGUGGACUGUAAAAACCAGGUGCUGUAUCCACUGGCCAGUCUCGCACAUCUGGAGCUCUGGGUGGGUUAUUAUGUGCGCUGGAACCCACGCAUGAGACCACAGAUGCCGCUCCAUCAGAAUCUGAGAGAGUUAUUGUUUUUGCGUGAAGAACGUGGAGGAGCUCCAGAGAGAGGCCACGUCAUCCUGCUCCAUCUCCUCAUCCUCAGAGCAUACUUCUCCCUCCUCACAUAGUGAUGACCAUCCUGACCUCUGAGGCUUCAUCACUCAUCACCAUGGUAACUGUCUUGUCCACCCCCAGUAAAAGGCUGCAUACUCAUACUGUGCUGUGAAAAAGCGUUUGCUUCCAUCUGCUUUUUAGCAAGUGCACACUUCCAUCCAUCCAUCCUACACAGGGUUGUGGGGAGCCUGGAGUCUAUCCCAGGGAACUCGGGGCACAAGGCAGGGGACACCCUGGACAUGGUGCCAACCCAUCACAGGGCACAAUCACUCGUGCACACACACACUGGACAAUUUUGGAGAUGCCAAUCCACCUACAACGGAUGUCUUUGGACUGGGGGAGGAAACCCCUGAAGCACAUUUGCAGGGACAUCAAGAAAAUUUAGUGAAACCCAGUCAGUGAUCUUAUUGGAUAAUUAGUCUCUAAUGAUUUGACCUUGUUUGUUACGCUGCUAAAUAUUUUCCAAAGGUAUGGAAGUGAUGUUAAGUCAGCAGACGUAUUGUGUGGGUUUGUGUUCUCUCUCCCUCCCCCUGUUUUUUUCUCACAGGUCACUCUGCCCUAAUUCGUUGUGCUGACGUGCUGCACGGGGAUUGGAGAGGAGAAGAUUGUCCCUCUUUUAAAAAGGAGGACGAACAAUAUGUUGGGAGGAAUGCGGAUGUGUGGGGUGUCUGUGUCUGCGUGUGUACGACUGAGUAGCGAAUGUUUUUCCUGGUGUUUGAGUGAAAUCGCUUGCUUGUUGUGUGUGUACGAGUGAAAGAAGUGAGUGGAAGUAUAUUGUGUUGUCCCAUUCCCCUGGUUUGUCUUGUGUUGUGGCUGAGUGUACGCCUGAAUUGUAAAUAUAUCUUUCAUUGUAAAUAUUUCUCUUCUUACUGUCAUGAAAGCUGUAGGGGUUGUGUGGCGUUUAUUUUUGGGCUCUACCUUUUGUUCGCUGUUUUUGCCUCAGUGAGGGAGUCAGGUUAGACUCUGUUUUCUUUUGACAUACCUUUUUUGUUAGGUUAGUUAAACUGAUACAGGGAAGAUAUCGAUUGUUUUGUUUAUUACAUUGGCCUUGCCAGCCCUGAAGAGUGGUGCUUUCCGAGUGAUUGUUUGUUUUGCAUUAUUUUUCUUGUGAUCAUUAAAUUUGUAAGAUUUGAAAGACGUGAGGUAAUGAGAUAAUGAGGUGUCAACCUCAUUAUUUCUGAGUCUGAUUUGUUUUUGUUUAUACUUUUUUUAUGUUACACCUCGACCCUAGACUGGGGUCGUAACAGUGAGUCAAAAAUAACUUCCGUUUCCUUUUAUGGACUUUUGUGGGCAUUGCUACAUGGAAAUGAGCUGUGUCAGGAACACGGUUUGCACUUUAGAGGUGAACAACACGCGUACACAAGUACGAAGAACAUCGGCGUUUCCGAAACUUUUAUAAAUCCGGCAGAAACGUUUAGUUUGGUUUGACUUGGGCAAACAUUUACACACAACUUUACUAAAAGAAACUUGCUCAGAGAUGUUCAAUCGGGUUCAAGUCUGGGCUCUGGCUGGGCCACUCAAGGACAUUCACAGAGUUGUCCUGUAGAUAGAUAGAUAGACAGAUAAUUUUAUUGGUCCUCAAAAAGAGGAAAUUUGUUUCCACAGUGGGUGCGUACAAAAACAUAACGUCAUACGUAUAGACCAACAUAAACAAUCACAGCCAUAGAGAGGAAAAGGGGACGAGGAGAAAAACAUCAGGAUCAUCAUACAACAAUGCAUCUGACAUCACAAUGGCUGUGUACCUAUGUGUUUAAUGCUCGUAUAGCCAUAUUAACAAAACUCCUACCAUAGCCAGCCUUUCUGCACACGGGUAGUCUAUACCUGCGGCCAGAUGGAAGGAGAUUGAAAUAUUGAUAAAGUGGGUGGUUUGGGUCAUUCAAAAUUUUAUGUGCCUUCUGGAGCGUAAAUGAAUUGACACAGUCCGAUAAAUUAGGGAUGGGAAUACCAAUAAUUUUCUUUGCUAAAUUAGUUAUUUUCAAAAUGUUGUUCUUAUUAGUUACUGUUAGCAUAUGGAAAAAACAAAUGGCACCAUAUAUAAGAACCGGUUCAAUAAUACUUCGGUACAGAAGAAGAAGCAGACUAGGCUGAACAGACAGAUAUUUAAGUUUAUGGAUAACUGUGAGUCUCUGACAACAUUUGUAAAUACCUAGAAUGUGCUGAUUGAAGCUGAGAUGUUUAUCCAAUGUAAUGCCCAGAUAUCUGAAAUGCUCCACACUUUCAACCAUCUCUCGGUUAAUGGUAAAACCGGAAGGAUGGAUCUACCACGAUUUCUCCAUGAUGUUUGGUGACAAAGUGUCUCAGAAGUUCCUGGCAAUGUGGUCAAUAUUCUUCAAGCCAAAAAUCAUUGCAGACUGCAAGACUCUUAAGAAUAUGGGCGAGCUGCUGUCAGGAACUGAACCUGAAUCUGAGGACUACAAUGGAUGGGACAGCGAUAUGUCCUCAAUCCUUUUGCAGCUGCAUCUGCUCCCUCUAACCUCAAGAGGCCAGAAAAAAAUAUCCAAGAUCAGUUCAGCUCAAGCAACCAGCCAUCUUGUGAGCUACCUUAAGGAAGGAGCCAGUGUGAAUACCUUCAUUGAGAGUGCUGACACAAGACAACCAUUUCUCCUCUGCAUCGAAUACCGCUGCUGGGAAAUUGCCGUUCCCAAGGUUGGACACACGAGGGCAGUCAAGCUCCAUCCAGCACAACACACAACGCCACCUGAAACAGAAGGAAGCUGCCUUAAUCACGAUGAACCCAGGCUACGCAGGCAGGACCGAGCUCCGGGACAACCUGGAGGCCGCUUCAGAUCCGUCUCCAUGAUUGUGCCCGACCACGCCGUCAUCGCAGAGGUGGACUUGUGAGCUGAGGGCUUCAAGUCCAGUGAGACUCUGGCGAAGAAGAUGAUUCAGCUGUAUAAGCUGUGCAGCAAGCAGCUUUCCCGGCAGGACCACUACGACUUCAGCAUGAGAGUCGUCAACUCUGUUAUCGUCAUGGCCGGGUAUGUCCGUCUACGAACAGGGUGAACAUAUUAGAUU
Ictalurus punctatus (channel catfish) is the source of this 4288-nucleotide messenger RNA. RefSeq lists its product as uncharacterized. Lineage: Eukaryota; Metazoa; Chordata; Actinopteri; Siluriformes; Ictaluridae. Bases 3461 to 4114 code for a protein of 217 amino acids. The record is from RefSeq and is a predicted model, not a curated record. The transcript has 16 exons.